This is a messenger RNA of Sordaria macrospora k-hell, 225 nucleotides long. RefSeq lists its product as uncharacterized. NCBI's taxonomy places the organism in Eukaryota, Fungi, Ascomycota, Sordariomycetes, Sordariales, Sordariaceae. The record is from RefSeq and is a predicted model, not a curated record.
AUGCCUUCCGCCAGAUACAUCGAGCGCCCCGGUGGCAGCCGCAAGUCCAAGGGCUUCAUCCGCUCUACUUACGAUUCCCUCACUUCUGCUGAGAACGCUUCCGUCGUCCGCAGCAUCGCCUUCUUCGGCGCUGCCGUCGCCCUCCUCUCCAGCUCUUGGGGCGAGAUGCUCGUUGUGUUCGUUAUACCCAUAGUGUCACAGUCCUGUCUGUAUCUCCGAAACUAA